UCGGCCCUCCAUCAGAUGAAUCCAUAUAUAAAAGAGAGAGAGGGAGUAACUCCAUGGGCAUCUUCCAAGUGGGAGUUCGAGAUAGAGAGGAAAGUGGUACUGUGGUAGCACAGUUUCCGGCCGAAACUCUUUCUGUCUCUCUCGACUCUGAAGAUGCAAACGAGCGAGUCGUUAGUUUCCUCUCCCUCGUCUUCCCCACCUUCUUCGCCGACACCUAGUGUCCCAACUGUCAUUGCUUCCCCCUGUGCUGCCUGUAAGAUUCUCCGCCGGCGAUGCGUCGACCAAUGCGUCUUGGCGCCCUACUUUCCGCCCUCCGAGCCCCAGAAGUUCAUUACGGCUCACCGUGUUUUCGGAGCCAGCAACAUCAUCAAACUCCUUCAGGAUCUUCCGGAGUCGCAAAGGGCAGAUGCAGUGAGCAGCUUGGUGUAUGAAGCGAAUGCUCGGACGAGGGAUCCUGUGUAUGGCUGUGCUGGAACAAUCUUUCAAUUGCAGAAGCAAUUGACUGAGUUGCAAUCUCAGUUGGCCAUGGCGAAAGCCGAGAUACACAACAUGCAGAUUCGGCAGGCGAAUUUGAUGGCUAUUUGGUGCAUGGAGACGGCGCAGUCACCACAGGCAGUGAUCGAUGAGAGUAGCAUUUAUGGAGUCAAUAACAACAGCAACGACACCUACCAGCAUGGCCAGUUUCAGUUUCAGCAAGGAAACUGUGGUUUCUUUGAUGAUGCUAAUAUUGGCUCUCUCUUGGAGCCCAUGAUCUGGACAUGAUCCGGCCAAUUUUUUUUCUUUCUUCUUUCAAGAUUUUGAUUGAUCUUGUAUAAGCAUGAUUUUCCUAAAGGGGAAAAUGAGUGUCUUUUGAAUCUAACAACUGUAUAUAUAUGGCAAAAUACCAAAAUUUGGGAAUUUCUCA
This is a messenger RNA of Nymphaea colorata (pocket water lily), 904 nucleotides long. RefSeq names its product LOB domain-containing protein 1-like. The coding region runs from base 154 to 762 and encodes 202 amino acids. The record is from RefSeq and is a predicted model, not a curated record. NCBI's taxonomy places the organism in Eukaryota, Viridiplantae, Streptophyta, Magnoliopsida, Nymphaeales, Nymphaeaceae. The transcript has 2 exons.